Molecule: messenger RNA, 411 nt
Organism: Vicia faba (fava bean)
Lineage: Eukaryota; Viridiplantae; Streptophyta; Magnoliopsida; Fabales; Fabaceae
Source: the annotation of a GenBank genome assembly
AUGGCACGUACCAAGCAAACAGCUCGCAAAUCCACCGGAGGAAAAGCCCCAAGGAAGCAACUCGCAACCAAAGCCGCUCGCAAAUCUGCUCCCGCCACCGGUGGCGUCAAGAAGCCUCACAGAUUCCGUCCAGGAACCGUUGCUUUGAGAGAGAUCAGAAAGUAUCAGAAGAGCACUGAGCUUCUCAUCCGGAAACUUCCAUUCCAAAGACUUGUUCGUGAAAUCGCUCAGGAUUUCAAAACAGAUCUCCGAUUCCAAAGCAGCGCCGUUUCCGCUCUUCAAGAAGCCGCUGAAUCCUAUCUCGUUGGUUUGUUCGAAGACACUAACUUGUGCGCGAUUCACGCCAAGAGAGUUACCAUCAUGCCCAAGGAUAUUCAACUCGCUCGCAGAAUUAGAGGCGAGAGGGCUUAG